AUGAGUGAUGAACGAGUAUUGAGAUUCGCAAAAACGACAUUACUUUAUAGUCCACCUAAUAUUUGGGAUAUGAUCACGCGCUGUGGUAGUUUUGACGAAACUGGUCAGGGUUGUAGAACAGACAAAAAUAAGAGACAUUUUUUCCCGCCGACGGAUCCCCUGAACGAUCCUCUGAAAGACACGAACAGCCUGGACGAGUUCUGUCAUAUCAAAAUAGAGAACUCUUACUCCCUAACGGAGUACCCAACGUCGCCAGGAAAGCCACGCAAAACCCUCGCGAACGAGAAGAAUAAUUCAAGUCCACUUAAAAAAAAUCUAAUUCACGUUGGAAAAAACAACGCUCAAUGGAUGCUGAAUCUCAGUCACAGAGGCAUUCCACCAAAAGUACCUCCGAUCGAAUCCGUUUUUCGCCUGGAAUGCGACCACUGCGGCAGGAAGUUCUUUCGAAAGGGUCACCUGAGAUCGCACAUGAAGAAACACAAGCAUGGCUGCAACAGGUGCGAAGAGACGUUCCUACUGAAGAAAGAGUUGAGGCAACACGUGGAAGAAAAGCACGGCUCGGUGAUCUAUCCGUGCACCAUUUGCGAGUACAAGAGCAACAACAAGUGGACCUUGAGGGACCACAUUGUUCGCAGGCACAGCACCAGCUACGAUCACGCUUGUCCCAUCUGCAACAGGAAGUUCAAGAUCAAGAACGACAUGAAACAGCACGCCAAACAGGUGCACAACAAUGGGCCACCUCUCACGUGCCACAUAUGCGGCCAGGCCAGCAAGAGUCGUCCAGCUCUGAAGGCGCACAUGAGAUACAGACAUUAUAUUCCUGAUUUCGAGUGUCACAUAUGCAAACGACGACUGACCUCUCAGAGCAGGCUGGAACAACACCUGCUCUGGCACCAGACCAGGGAGAAAGUGAUCUGCUCCACCUGUGGGAAGACUUUCGGCCACAAGAGGGACCUGGACAUCCACGCGAGGAUCCACGAGGGCAUCAGGCCCUACGUUUGUCCCGUUUGCGGGAAAGCGUUCUCGAGGAGGACUGCUCAGGAACAGCAUACGCUGAUACACACGGGCCUCAGGCCGUACAUCUGUGAUAUAUGCGGACAGGCGUUCACUCAGAAGCCAGGACUCAUCUGUCAUAGGAAACGACAUCCUGGCCCACUGCCGCCGCUACCUGUGAUCUCUGUUAGGAGGCUCAUCACCGAGUUCACUCGAGAUUUGAACACCACUGCCACGAAUAUGGACGAAGUUGAGGAUAAAAAUGCUGAUGAUGUGGAAGAAAGGAGGGUCGAGGAAGUCGAUGAAAAGAAGGUGGAAGUGAAGUGA
Hylaeus volcanicus is the source of this 1320-nucleotide messenger RNA. Its product is annotated as gastrula zinc finger protein XlCGF57.1-like. The record is from RefSeq and is a predicted model, not a curated record. Bases 1 to 1320 code for a protein of 439 amino acids. Lineage: Eukaryota; Metazoa; Arthropoda; Insecta; Hymenoptera; Colletidae. Gene Ontology annotation, biological process: regulation of transcription by RNA polymerase II. The transcript is spliced from 2 exons. Gene Ontology annotation, molecular function: RNA polymerase II cis-regulatory region sequence-specific DNA binding; DNA-binding transcription factor activity, RNA polymerase II-specific. Gene Ontology annotation, cellular component: nucleus.